UUAAAGUUCCGUAGAAAAUUGAUAGUUUUCCUGCUGUUUUUAUUAAUUAUAAAUUUAUUAAAAAAUCGUUUGUGGCCAUGUGUUAAUUCUAUGACAGAUUACGAUAAAUGCCCAGCUUGCUUCGGGUCAUCAGCCUGUACUCUCCUCGAAGAAAACAUAAAAAUCAAGCCAUUCGACUUUCAUACAACAAUGUCCCACAUUCUCCCCUCGAAAAACGUAUUCUUCGGUGAAUUGAAUAAUAAAAAGAUAGUCGUUAAAAAAUUAGCACAGUACGAGGAACUAUCAGCCUUCGACGAAAUGAUAUGCAAAGAGGGCUUGAAUUGUUGCGUACACAGAAAGUAUAACAAUGAGUAUGCUCAUAGUAUUGAUUAUUUCUCACGUGUCUUGGACGAUGUUUCCUCUGAUUUCAUCAGUGACGACACGAGUGGAUUGAUAAUAUGCCCUAAUCCGAGGAGUACACAUUUUUUUGACAAACUCAGGAAGUCGUCGAGGUAUUUUAAUGACAUCAAUCUCUGGACCCUCGUUCGUUUGAAUCCCGAGCCAAUAAUCCUCGAGAUACUGCGAGCUGGCGAGGGCUGGCCAGUGCCUCGGUACUAUGGAGCCUGUGGGAGAAUAGUUAUCGAGGAAUACGUUGGUCUCUCAUUGCCGGCUUAUUAUCAUGCUCCCUGGCUUCUCAGGGCUAAAAUCGCACUUGGAUUGCUCAAAGCCGUGCAAAUGCUGACAUUUCGUGAUCCCAACUUCUCUUAUUAUCUCACUGACAUGUCACCGGAUAAUAUUGCUGUUAAUGAAGAGUAUAAACCCAUAUUUAUCGACCUCGAGCACGUCAUUGUGGUCCAGAGGAACGACUUUUCAAAUGAUAAACCGGAAUAUUUCGGGGAAUUGCAUGAAUCAGCGGACACGAUAGAGUGCAAGAAUUGUUUUGUUUUCUCUCCUAUAGACAUCUGCAGUCACAGAAUAAGCGAUCACAAUUACUACACAGUGUGCAAGCAUAUACUGUCCCCUGAAUCUAGUACAGAGACAAUCUCCGGUGGUUUCCUCCACGAUGUGCCAAAAGAUAUUUCAAGUGGUUACCCAGAUUUGAAAAUAAUGUUAGCCGAAUGCUCAGUGCCUUCGGGUAGUCAAACGCGAAUAGAAAUGGCUGAAAAACUCAUUGAAUUGUUAGAAAAAAUGCCAAGCGAUUAAUAAAGUGAUAAUGCAGAGAUAUAUUUUUAGAAACUCCUCCAUAUGUAUGAAGUGGAAAUGGGUAGAGAAUAAAAAUUGAAGAGAAUAUAUUAUUGAUGCGAUUGGAGCCGCGCCCGGUUCCAUCGCACUCUUGCAACCAGUCUUCAACUCUCUAAACCGGUUUUCCCGAUGUUUUUUUACACAUUCGUUUUAUGUCAUUUUUCUACUACUCUUGUCUCUCUCCUCCAUCUUCACUGCUGUUGUACUUUUACUAUUUUAUUGUUAUCGUUGGUAUAAUGUAGGGAAUGAGCUCACGAGAACUUUUUUUUUAUUACACAAAAGACAUUUAUUUUUCUCAGUAUAAUAAACAAAAUUUAUUCAUCAGAUAUCUUUCAGCACUUGAAAGUUCCUACAAGUGAACAUUACGAAUUAAAAAUAGCAUCACAUAGUGGUGUAGUACAUAAUACAAAAUAUAUAUUGCAAAAGUCGAUAAUUAUUACAUUGUAAUAAAUUGUUUACGAUUCUUAAUAUUUUUUUUAUUUACUCAUUUAAUUUGUUGGUUUUACUUUUGCCUGUGGCAAACGUCUGCUCUGAUAGAUUAUUCAGUUAACUAUAAGCUUGGUGCGAAAUAUAAACAAUACUGUCAUGAAUUUAUUGCGAUUACUCUAUUGUUUCAAUACUUGGGAUAGUAACAAAUGCUUAAAAAAACGUUAAUGUAGAGAUGAAUUUGUGAUGACGAUUAUGUACAGACAAUUACGAGUGUAACAUCGGUGGGAUAUGUAUGAUACAAAGAUUCAUUUGUUUAUCAGUUAAGUUUUAUAAACAAAACUGUCUAAUUACUCGGACGAAUAUAUUCAAUUGAUUAUGAAUAAUGUGAAAAAAUUAAAUACAUAUUCUUAUAUCAUUUUUUUUUUAGUUUUCUUGACUCCAUAAUAUUCUUCAACUCAGUAUAAAAUAUAACGUAAUCAUAGCAUUUUUCUUUUAUACUCUGUCUAACCACUACUUAUUCAUUAAUGAAGAUCACAUGCAUUUAUUCUUUACAAGUCAAAAAACUUAUCAAUGCAAAUAUUGGAUGAUUCAUUUUGACAAAGUAUGCAAUUCUCGAUUGCCUGUGCGUUCCUGCCCCAGAUUAAAUCCCUCGAGAUAACUAAAUUCAUUAAAUUCUCCUCUUAAUAUCAAUCUGCUGACUUGAGUUUGCAUGUACUUUAUCAUCACGGCACAUCAAUCAACUUAAAACUUUUAUCAAUCAUCACGCAAUUACAUUUAUUCCAUAAAUUUUAUUCUUUUGUUUUUUUUUCCAUUUAGGUAAUAUCACAAAAAAACCACCAAUUCAAUUUGGCAUAACUUAUGUUCAUUUUCAAGUGAUAUAGAACGAAAUGAACUCAUUGUUUUUUUUUAUUUUUCAAUUGCCACGUUCGUUGAUACUCCAAACACCGAACUAAAUAAAUGAACCGAAAAGAAAUGAUAAAUUCCUUCCAAUAUCUCUUUCCCCUAACCGUGCAAUUUUAUGGCAAAACGUUGCAAAAAAAUGCAGUUCGAGUGUCAAUUUAUCUAAGUACAAAAAUAGUAAAAAAAAAAAA
This is a messenger RNA of Fopius arisanus, 2741 nucleotides long. RefSeq names its product deleted in autism protein 1 homolog. NCBI's taxonomy places the organism in Eukaryota, Metazoa, Arthropoda, Insecta, Hymenoptera, Braconidae. The coding region runs from base 91 to 1182 and encodes 363 amino acids. The transcript is spliced from 4 exons. The record is from RefSeq and is a predicted model, not a curated record.